Thunnus maccoyii (southern bluefin tuna) is the source of this 5750-nucleotide messenger RNA. RefSeq names its product ATP-binding cassette, sub-family C (CFTR/MRP), member 6a (gene abcc6a). The coding region runs from base 61 to 4194 and encodes 1377 amino acids. Gene Ontology annotation, molecular function: ATP hydrolysis activity; ABC-type transporter activity; ATP binding. Lineage: Eukaryota; Metazoa; Chordata; Actinopteri; Scombriformes; Scombridae. Gene Ontology annotation, cellular component: membrane. The record is from RefSeq and is a predicted model, not a curated record. Gene Ontology annotation, biological process: transmembrane transport. The transcript has 29 exons.
UGGUUGCUGGCUCCCUUCUACUGCCUUCACCUCUACUGCCAUGACCGCGGACGCAUUCAAAUGUCCUGCCUCUGCACCGCCAAGAUGGUGCUGGGUUUCCUGCUGGCCUCCUUUGGCUUCGUGGAGUUCUUCUACAUCCUGCUAGAGAGGAGCCAGGAGAUUGAGCAUCACAUGGUCUUCCUACUCAGCCCCAUCAUACGCAGCAUGACUGUGAUCCUGACCUUAUGCAUCAUCCAGUUGGAAAGAAUCAGAGGCUGCCGUUCCUCUAUAUUCCUCUUCCUGUUCUGGGUCUUGGCUGUUGUUUGCUCCCUGGUGCCUCUCAGAGCGAAGAUCCAGCUGGCCAUGGAUGAGGGCAUCACCUCUGAUAUUGUUCGAUACCUCGCCUUCUUCUCUUACUUCACCAUCCAACUGGCUCAGCUCUUCCUGUGCUGUUUUGCUGACCAACCUCCAGAGGGAAAACCCGUCUUGGAAAAGAAUCCCUGUCCUGUAAAAGAUGCCUCUUUCCUGUCAAAGAUCCUCUUCUGGUGGUUCACUGGGCUUGUUGUGAAAGGAUACCGCACUCCACUGGCAGCAGAGGACCUGUGGACCCUGAGAGAGGAAGACACGUCACACAAGAUCAUCUCUGAGCUGCAAGAGGACUGGACAGCUGAAUGUGCCAAAAUUCAAAAUCUUCUUUUGGGUUUCAUGAGAGAUGAGGACGCUCCAUUGUGGAAAGGCUAUUUCUACGCCACUCUUAUGUUCCUCCUCUCCUGUCUCCAGUCCCUCUUCAACCAUCAGUACAUGUACACUUGCUUCACAGUGGGAAUGAGGGUGAAGACAGCUGUUAUGGGCUUGGUUUACAGGAAGUCUUUAGUGAUAAACAGUGCUGCCAGGAGGACUUGUACUGUGGGCGAGAUUGUGAAUCUGGUUUCAGCAGACACUCAGAAGCUCAUGGACUUUGUGGUGUACUUCAACGCUGUAUGGCUGGCUCCUAUUGAAAUUGUCCUUUGUCUCUUCUUCCUCUGGCAGCAUCUUGGACCAUCUGCUUUGGCAGGAAUUGCCACGGUCAUUCUCAUUUUUCCACUGAACGGAUUCAUAGCAAAGAAAAGAAGCAAGCUGCAGGAGAUCCAGAUGAAGUUCAUGGAUGGCCGCAUCAAACUGAUGAAUGAGAUCCUGAAUGGAAUAAAGAUCUUGAAGUUCUAUGCCUGGGAGAAGGCCUUCCUGGAGCAGGUUUUGGGAUACAGAGAAAAGGAGCUCAAGGCCCUGAAGAAGUCUCAGAUACUUUAUUCCAUCUCCAUUGCAUCCUUUAACUCCUCUUCAUUCCUGAUUGCCUUUUCCAUGUUUGGAGUCUACGUAAUGCUCGAUGACAGGAACGUCCUGGAUGCACAGAAAGUUUUUGUCUCAAUGGCGCUGAUCAACAUUCUGAAGACCCCACUUAGUCAGCUUCCAUUCGCAAUAAGCACAACCAUGCAGGCUGUGGUUUCACUGAAACGUCUGGGAAAGUACCUGUGCUCAGAGGAGUUGAAAGUGGACAAUGUGUCAAAGGCUCCACUUAGUUCUGACGGGGAGGAUGUGGUGAUAGAAAAUGGCACUUUCAGCUGGUCUGCAGAGGGCCCUCCAUGUCUUAAAAGGAUCAGCAUCCGUGUGCCACGGGGUUCCCUCGUUGCUGUGGUUGGACAUGUGGGCAGUGGAAAGUCCUCAUUGUUGUCAGCCAUGCUCGGGGAAACAGAGAAAAGAAGCGGCCAAGUCACUGUGAAGGGCUCUGUGGCGUAUGUGCCCCAGCAGGCCUGGAUCCAGAACGCCACAGUUCAGGACAACAUAAUUUUUGGCCGCGAGAAGCUAAAGACAUGGUACCAACGUGUGCUGGAGGCUUGCGCCCUGCUGCCCGACCUCGACAUCCUACCUGCUGGAGAUACUACAGAAAUUGGAGAGAAGGGACUGAAUCUCUCAGGUGGACAGAAGCAGAGGGUGAGCCUGGCCAGGGCUGUCUACAGGAAGGCUGAUGUAUACCUGCUGGAUGAUCCACUGUCUGCUGUUGAUGCACAUGUUGGUCAACACAUCUUUGACAAAGUUAUUGGACCAAAAGGAGUGCUCAGAGACAAGACCCGCGUCCUGGUGACCCAUGGCAUGAGCUUCCUGCCGCAAGCUGACCUCAUCCUUGUCCUGGUAGAUGGAGAAAUCACAGAGAGUGGCUCCUACCAGGAGCUCCUCAGUCGCCAUGGCGCCUUUGCUGACUUCAUCCACACCUUUGCCAACACAGAGCGAAAAGAGAGUGCCAUACAGAGAGCUGGUUCCAGGAAGUCCAAUGCUCGUCUCAGCAUGGUCGAUUUCAUGCCGUUCUCCAGAGACUUGUCACAGGAGCAGCUCAUUGGGGGUGACACCACUAAUACUAACCUGCAGAAUAUGGAGCCUGUGUCUGAAACAGACCAGGAACAGGUCCCCGAGGACUUGGGCAAGCUGAUGGAGGUUGACAAGGCCCGCACUGGAAGGGUGAGGUUGGAGAUGUACAAAAAGUACUUUAAGACCAUUGGCUUGGCCAUCAUCGUUCCCAUCGUCUUCCUGUACGCCUUUCAGCAGGGCGCCUCACUGGCCUACAACUACUGGCUCAGCAUGUGGGCUGACGACCCAGUUGUUAACGGCACCCAGAUUGAUACAGACCUGAAACUGACCGUCUUUGGGGCACUGGGCUUUGCGCAAGGUGUCGCUAUCUUUGGUACGACUGUUGCUAUCUCCAUCUGUGGCAUCAUAGCCUCUCGCCACCUGCACAUGGACCUGCUGAUCAACGUGCUACGCUCUCCCAUGUCUUUCUUCGAGUGCACACCCAGUGGCAACCUACUCAACCGCUUUGCCAAAGAGAUUGAUGCCAUUGACUGCAUGGUGCCCGAUGGCUUGAAGAUGAUGCUGAGCUACGUCUUUAAACUCAUGGAGGUCUGCAUCAUUGUGCUGAUGGCGACGCCCUUUGCAGCCGUGAUCAUCCUGCCUCUUGCUUUCCUCUAUGCCUUUGUCCAGAGCUUCUAUGUUGCCACAUCCUGUCAGCUGCGGAGACUGGAGGCUGUGAGCCGCUCACCCAUAUACACCCACUUCAAUGAGACGGUGCAGGGUGCCAGCGUCAUUCGGGCCUUUGGAGAGCAGUCCAGGUUCAUUGUGCAAGCCAAUGACAGGGUAGACUUCAAUCAGACAUCGUACUUCCCCCGAUUUGUGGCCACCCGGUGGCUGGCAGUCAAUCUGGAGUUCAUUGGUAAUGGUGUGGUAUUAGCAGCUGCCAUUCUCUCUGUGAUGGGAAAAAACACCCUGAGCCCAGGCAUAGUUGGUUUGGCUGUUUCACACUCCCUCCAGGUUACUGGAAUCCUAAGCUGGAUUGUGAGAGCCUGGACCGAUGUGGAAAACAAUAUUGUGUCUGUGGAAAGAGUAAAUGAGUAUGCGGAAACUGCUAAAGAGGCUAGUUGGAGUAUAGAGGGCAGCUCCUUGCCUCAGGCCUGGCCCCAGACAGGAACUAUAGAGUUCCACGACUAUGGGCUGCAGUACCGUAAAGGCCUUGAGUUGGCACUGAAGGGCAUUACUUUGAACAUUCACGAAAGAGAAAGGGUCGGUAUUGUGGGUAGGACUGGAGCUGGGAAGUCCUCACUUGCCCUGGGGAUCUUCAGGAUCUUAGAGGCAGCAAAGGGAAAGAUCUUUAUAGAUGGAGUCAACAUCGCAGACAUUGGACUCCAUGACCUCCGAUCACGAAUUACUAUCAUUCCUCAGGACCCUGUUCUGUUCUCUGGCUCCCUCCGAAUGAACCUUGACCCCUUUGAUACCUACACCGAUGAAGAAAUUUGGAGUUCAUUGGAGCUCGCUCAUCUCAAGAACUUUGUCUCUAAUCUGCCUGACAAACUCAACCAUGAAUGCUCAGAGGGAGGAGAAAACCUCAGUCUGGGUCAGCGCCAGCUAGUGUGCCUUGCCAGAGCCUUGCUGAGGAAAACCAAGAUCCUGGUUUUGGAUGAGGCAACAGCUGCUGUGGACCUGGAGACAGACACACUCAUCCAGUCAACAAUCCGCACACAGUUUGAAGACUGCACUGUCCUGACCAUCGCUCACCGCCUUAACACUAUCAUGGACUACACUAAAGUCAUUGUUAUGGACAGAGGCCACAUCUCUGAGAUGGACUCUCCAGCCAACCUCAUCGCACAGCGGGGACAGUUCUACCGAAUGUGCCGGGAAGCUGGGCUGGUCUAGGCAGGGCCUCGUACCAUGGAGCUGUUUACCUGGUGUACACAUGUGGCACUGUAGUUGUGUGGAUCUCCAACACAUGUUGAAUCAGCCAUUCCAAGCUUUGUGGCAGCUCAAAACGCCUCCCCACAAGGGCAUUGUCGAUGAAUCUCAAGAGAAGGUGCUGACCCAGUCCCUAUUUGUAGGUUUAUAACACACACGGACAUACUGUCCUAAAUCAGGAAAAGACAUUGUUAACCUCAGAUAAUGAACAUUCAACAGAAAGCUACAAUGGAUUGUUGAGAGUCUGCAAGCUAUAAAUAUUGUAUAUAGAAUAGUGGAGUCUGUUUAUUCCAGGGAAGAGUUAAGCCAAAGGCUGGAAUAAAACACCACAAAUCUUAAGGAUUUUCAUUCUCUUUUUGAAUGGGAAUUAUAUUAUUUUUGUAGUUUUUGUAAGUGUUAUAAAGCACAUGACAUAUUUUUUUGAUGUUGUCUCAGGCUUAAAUGAUGAUGUUUACUCACUUUUUUUAGCCUUGUGUAAGAAAAAAGAGGCACUUUUGUAAAUGUAAAUUGAUUGAAAUCUAUUUUGUCUUCUUGUCCCAGGAACUGGGACAGGAAAUACUCUGACACACUAACCUUCAGAAGGUUCACCCCGGAAAACGUAGGGGAAGUGAGGUUUUCAUAGCCUUCAAAAUCUGAGCUUGAAGCUGCAAAUUUAGAGUUUUUAUAUGUCAGGGGAAAAGAGGAAAACAUUAAGUGAGCCAAGACAUUAGCAUCCGUCCAACUAUGUUGUGGCUGUUGUUUAUUUCUGUCAAAGUAAACACAUAAAAAGUCAAUAGAGACCUUUCUGGUCAGAUUUAACCUGAAGCCGGUAGUGAAAACCACCAUGAAUGAAGAGAAUGCCUCUUCAAAACAGUGGUGAUAAAUCUCUGUGUGUGAUUGUCUCUCUGCCUCCACCACACAACUCAGGCCAUGCAUAUAUGUGCAGAGAAAAAAGAAAGAAGUCAGUAUUGUUCUUUUUACUUUGACUACCAAAUUGACACUUUACUCUUGAUUCAAAGAACCCAAAGAACUGAACUUUUCAAAGAGAAGAGGCAUUUACUGUUUUUGUCUUACUGGUUUAGACAAUAUAUUCAAAGAGAAACCCUAUAGUUUAUUUAUGUCAUAUGACAAAAUGUAUUAAGUGUCCUUAAAAUUCUGAGGAUUGUAUUAUAUUUAUACUUUUUAUAACAAGCUUGUUCAUUUUUCACUGACCAUUUACUGUUGAUGUACUGUCUUGUUCCAUACAUCAUGCUGGACAAUAAAAUGUAUUUGAAUCUACAUCAUGGUUAUGCUUGAAUUCAUAUAUGUUAAAGGGAGUGUGUAUCAGGAAAAAAUUAAUUAAAAAACGUUUCUGGGCAGCUCUUAAAAAACACAUUAAAAUUAUGAUAUAGAUUUAUCACAAAGAAACACCAAGGCAAGUUGAAAUGACAUUGUAGUAAUGGUUUAGCCCUAAGUAUUAACAUCAGAGAUCAAUAUUAAGUCUUAGUCUGUCAGAGCAAUUCUUGAGAAUUUCAGGGUAAGUCUCAGUGUCAAUGGCUAUG